Messenger RNA from Rhododendron vialii, 1889 nucleotides. RefSeq lists its product as uncharacterized. The coding region runs from base 1 to 1587 and encodes 528 amino acids. Lineage: Eukaryota; Viridiplantae; Streptophyta; Magnoliopsida; Ericales; Ericaceae. The transcript has 7 exons. The record is from RefSeq and is a predicted model, not a curated record.
AUGCCACCUCCUCUCUUCUCUCUCCUCCUCUUCACCCUCCUCACAGUACCACUUCUACUACCCACCUCACGGGUACACGCACACGGUCUGAAACUGCCGUUUCGUCCGAAAGAUGUACUACCCUUUUUGCCUCGACCGAUCUCGUGGCCUAUCCUCAGUUCUCUCCGCAGCCCCGUCGACAUCUUGCCGAGCUUCGUCGGCGCCGUCUCGUCCCCGAACGGCAGCUUGGAGUGGAAAGGGGCUUGCUUUUACAAGAACAGGGCUUGGAUGGAGUUUCACAACAAAAGCGGGAGUGAGUUUGGUGGAGGCACUCUUCAUAUCAAGGUUAGCAGUGCCCAUAGUUGGACAUGUAUGGAUCUUUAUGUCUUCGCAACUCCAUACCGUGUGACAUGGGACUACUAUUUUUUAACACGUGAACAUACCCUCGAGUUCAAGGAGUGGGAAGGAAAAGCUGAGUACGAAUAUGUUAAACAUAAUGGCAUUUCUAUUUUUCUCAUGGAAGCGGGAAUGCUGGGAACCCUUCGAGCUCUCUGGGAUGUUUUCCCCUUAUUCACAAAUACAGGAUGGGGUGAGAACUCAAAUCUUGCAUUUCUCCAAAAUCACAUGGGGGCCUCCUUUGUAGAAAGACCUCAGCCGUGGUUUACAAAUGUUAGCGUUGAUGAUAUUCACUCUGGAGAUUUCCUUGCAAUAUCCAAAAUCCGGGGCCGAUGGGGCGGUUUUGAGACUCUAGAGAAGUGGGUCACUGGAGCUUAUGCUGGUCAUACCGCUGUUUGCUUAAAAGAUUCUGAAGGAAAACUAUGGGUUGCAGAAUCUGGACAUGAAAAUGAGGAGGGCCAAGAUGUUAUUGCUGUUUUGCCGUGGGAUGAAUGGUGGAACUUUGAGCUUACCACGGAUGAUUCCAACCCACAUAUUGCAUUGCUUCCUUUACAUCCUGAUGUCCGGGCCAAGUUUAAUGAGACUGCCGCCUGGGAGUAUGCACUAAGCAUGUCGGACAAGCCUUAUGGUUAUCAUAACAUGAUAUUCAGCUGGAUAGACACUAUUGGCGGGAACUUUCCACCACCUUUGGAUGCUCAUGUGGUUGCUUCUGUUAUGACCGUUUGGAGCCACCUACAACCUGAUUAUGCUGCUAAUAUGUGGAAUGAAGCCUUGAACAAGCGACUUGGGACUCAGGACCUUGCCCUUCCUGAAAUUCUUGUGGAAACUGAAAGACGUGGGUUAUCUUUUGAUGAACUGUUGACGAUCCCAGAGCAGGAUGAUUGGAUAUACAGUGAUGGAAAGUCAACGUCAUGUGUUGCUUUAAUUCUUGAAAUGUACAAGGAAGCUGGAUUGUUCGAUCCAAUUGCAAGCUCCAUCCAAGUUACCGAGUUCACGAUUAAGGAUGCUUACACCCUAAAUUUUUUUGAAACCAAUUCAAGCCGCCUGCCAAAGUGGUGCAACGAUGGGGACACUAUGAAGCUCCCUUUCUGCCAAAUUAAAGGGAGGUAUCAAAUGGAACUACCUGGAUACAAUUCGGUGGAUCCGUACCCGCAAAUGAAUGAACAAUGCCCGUCUCUGCCACCAAAAUACGACAGGCCAAAGGAUUGUUGACAGCCAUUCUGAUUUGGUUCUCGUGUUUAGAAGUUGUCAUACCAAUGUUUGGUCUCAAUACCAGGUUGCUCUAUCAUGUAUAUGUCAAUGUACAUCGUGUCUGAUCGAUGAAGUACGAAACCUGUCAAAAAUGAUCAUUCAAUGUAGGUUGAUGUUGUUUGUAAUUUUGACUAGGCUUGGAGAUGAAUUUCAAUAUCAGUGCUGUAAAUAGUCAUUCAAAUGAGUUGGAUUUCAGAAAACACUGUCCCUCAUUCUUAUACCAUUGAAACCGUGCAUGUAUGAUGAAACGAUCUUUAAUGGUA